Molecule: messenger RNA, 3483 nt
Organism: Phacochoerus africanus (Common warthog)
Lineage: Eukaryota; Metazoa; Chordata; Mammalia; Artiodactyla; Suidae
Gene: MICALL1
Product: MICAL like 1
Exons: 16
Coding region: 244-2832 (862 amino acids)
Molecular function (GO): protein binding
Source: RefSeq, a predicted model, not a curated record
GGGCAGGGCCGGGCGGGCAGCAGGCAGCCGAGCCGGGACCCAGCGCAGGAGCCCGUGCGAGGACUCCGAGGCCGCAGCCCCGCCUCCUCCCCGCCCCGCGCCGGUCGCCUGCGGGUCGCGCCCGGAGCUCGGAGAGGCGCCGGGCAAGGCCUCGCCGGAGCCGCAGCUGCAGCCGGAAACCAGCCCCAGGGUGAAGCCCCGUCCCGGCCGAGCCCGGAGCCGGGUCCCAGCCCCGCGCGGCUCAUGGCGGGGCCGCGGGGCGCGCUGCUGGCCUGGUGCCGCCGCCAGUGCGAGGGCUACCGCGGCGUGGACAUCCGCGACCUGAGCAGCUCCUUCCGGGACGGCCUGGCCUUCUGCGCCAUCCUGCACCGGCACCGGCCCGACCUGCUAGAUUUUGAUUCACUUUCCAAGGACAAUGUCUUCGAGAAUAACCGUUUGGCCUUCGAGGUGGCUGAGAAGGAGCUGGGGAUCCCUGCUCUCCUGGACCCCAGUGACAUGGUCUCCAUGCGUGUCCCCGACUGCCUCAGCAUCAUGACCUACGUGUCCCAGUAUUACAACCACUUCGCCAGCCCCGGCCAAGCCGGUGUCUCACCACCCAGAAAGGGCCUGGCACCCUCCUCCCCCGCAUCCGAAGCAGCUGCUUCAGUGGAACCAGGAGACAGGGCUCAGGAUGAGGAGCGCUCCUCGGGCAGCCUGGCGGAGCAGGGUGCCCACCGGGCCCCCAGCAGCAUCUGCGCAGCCUGCCAGCAGCACGUGCACUUGGUGCAGCGUUACCUGGCCGACGGCAAGCUGUACCACCGGCACUGCUUCCGGUGUCACCGGUGUUCCAGCACCCUGCUCCCUGGAUCUUAUCAAGAUGGGCCGGAGGAGGGCACCUUUGUGUGUGCAGAGCACUGCGCCAGGCUGGGCCCCGGUGGGCGGUCGGGGGCCAGGCCCGGACCCCCCCCACAGCCAAAGCAGCAGCAACUUGCAGGAGAAGCCAAGGAUGUGGAGGCAGUCGGCCCCAGCCCUAAAGCGGCUGCAGGGGCUGCAGAGGCUGAGGCGGACAUGCCCAAGGCCAGCCCCGAGGCCCGGCCCCAGAUCCCCACCAAGCCCAGGGUUCCUGGCAAACCACAGGAGCUGGCCAGCCCCCCGGCCAGCCGGCCCACACCCGCCCCCAGGAGGGCCUCGGAGAGCACAGCCCCGACGCCCCCCACGCCCCGGCCCCGCUCCAGUCUGCAGCAGGAGAACUUGGCGGAGCCGGGAGGCAGCAGCGUCCUGGUGAACGGGAAGCUGCACGAACCCCCUGUCCCCAAGCCCAGAGGGACACCCAAGCUGUCAGAGAGGACGCCACCCCCCAGGAAGGACCCCCCAUGGAUCACACUGGUGCAGGCAGAGCCAAAGAAGAAGCCAGCCCCCCUCCCCCCAAGCAGUAGCCCUGGGCCGCCACCGCCACCGCAGCCGCAGGGCCAGGACAGCAGGCAGGUGGAGAACGGAGGUGUGGCCGAGGUGGCCCCACGGGACCUGGAGGUGGCCACCCCGGAGUCCAAGCCCUAUAAUCCCUUUGAAGAUGAGGAGGAAGAGCCCCCAGCUGCCACCGGCCCUGCCCUGGCUCACCCGGAGUCCACAGCCAAGUCCCUGCACCCCUGGUAUGGCAUCACCCCCACCAGCAGCCCCAAGACAAAGAAGCGCCCUGCCCCCCGAGCACCCAGCGCGUCCCCCCUUGCUCUCCACGCCUCCCGCCUGUCACACUCGGAGCCACCCUCGGCCACCCCGUCGCCAGCCCUCAGCGUAGAGAGCCUGGCGUCUGAGAGCUCCAGCCAGCCACCCAGCGCAGAGCUUCUGGAGCCGCCAGUCGUGCCCAAGAGCUGCUCAGAGCCUGCUGUCCACGCCCCUGGCACCCCGGGGACCUCAGCCAGCCUCUCCGCCAACUCCUCCUUGUCGUCCUCCGGGGAAUUGGCGCAGCCCAGCGUGGACCGGACGCCUCAAGCCAGCCCUGGUCUUGCCCCCAGUGCUAGGGGCAGCCCAGGUCCCCCGCCAGCCAAGCCCUGCAGUGGCGCUGCCCCCACCCCUCUCUUGCUGGUUGAAGACAAGAGCCCUGCGCCGUCCCCCGGCACCUCGUCCCCACAGCUCCAGGUAAAGUCUUCCUGCAAGGAGAAUCCCUUUAACCGGAAGCCGUCCCCCACAGCGUCCCCAACCAUAAAGAAGGCCACCAAGGGCUCCAAGCCAGCGAGACCGCCUGCCCCAGGACACGGCUUUCCUCUCAUCAAACGCAAGGUCCAGGCUGACCAGUACAUCCCCGAGGAGGACAUCCACGGAGAGGUGGACACCAUCGAGCGCCAGCUGGAUGCCCUGGAACACCGCGGGGUCCUGCUGGAGGAGAAGCUGCGUGGCGGAGCGAAUGAGGGCCGCGAGGAUGACAUGCUGGUGGACUGGUUCAGGCUCAUCCACGAGAAGCACCUGCUGGUCCGGCGGGAGUCCGAGCUCAUCUACGUCUUCAAGCAGCAGAACCUGGAGCAGCGCCAGGCCGACGUGGAGUAUGAGCUCCGGUGUCUUCUCAACAAGCCAGAAAAGGACUGGACCGAGGAGGACCGGGGCCGAGAGAAGGUGCUGAUGCAGGAGCUCGUCACCCUCAUCGAGCAACGCAACGCCAUCGUCAACUGCCUGGACGAGGACCGGCAGAGGGAGGAAGAGGAAGAUAAGAUGCUGGAAGCCAUGAUCAAGAGGAAAGAGUUCCAGAAGGAGGCCGAAUCUGAGGGCAAGAAGAAGGGCAAGUUCAAGACCAUGAAGGUGCUGAAGCUGCUAGGGAACAAGCGUGACCCCAAGAGCAAGUCCUCUGCGGACAAGAGCUGACGGCACGGAUGCCAGCUGGGAAUUGCACCCUCCCGGCUCAGCCCGGGCUCUGCUCUGCCGGGGGCGCCUCGCUUCCCUUCAGGUCCUGCUGAGAGGAAAGAGGACUUCAGGGGAGGGAGCCCCUGGCCGGUGGCCUCUCCCUCCUCAGGGUCCUCUGGCUGGCCUGGGCCAGAGAGUUUUCUUCCCUCUCCUCUGAGCCGCCGGCAGUUGUGCCUCAGCCCUGCCCAGCUUGGUUCUGAGGAUGCCAGAUGCUGCGACUAAGCCAGGAGCCAGCAGGGUCUCAGCCAGGGGAGCCGCAGCGGCAGCCCCACACACCCGCCUCCGCCGUGCUGGGCGGCUCCCUGGUCCCUCUUCCCCUCUGUACCACGUCCAGAGGGGCGUCUUCCCCAUCAGAGGCUUUGGGGCCUUCUGCCCACGAAGUCUGCCCAUGGUUGGCCUUGGGCCGGGUCUCCUGCCCUCAUGGCUGGUGAGCCGGGCUCCUUCCCGCCCCAGUCCCGGUUGAGUCCCCGCCUUCCCUUUAGCGCGGGUGGCUCUGACCAUGCUUCUCCUCACUCAGGAGCUCUAUUUAUGAAACGUCUCUCUCUUUCUCUUUUUUAAGAGCCGCAUCUGAGGCAUAUGGAAGUUCCCAGGCCAGGGGUGGAAUCGGAGCUG